Molecule: messenger RNA, 1134 nt
Organism: Guillardia theta CCMP2712
Lineage: Eukaryota; Cryptophyceae; Pyrenomonadales; Geminigeraceae
Exons: 12
Coding region: 1-1134 (377 amino acids)
Source: RefSeq, a predicted model, not a curated record
AUGGACGUACAGAUGUAUGGGUUGCAUGUUGAAUUGACUGAGAGUAUCACAUUUCACGUUUGGAACACGUUCUAUGACACCGACUUGACUUAUGCCGCAGCCAACGAAGUUGUGCCCUUUGGGAUCUUGAAGGAUGGCGAGUACAAUUCAAAAACGUACAGCUCCAUAGCGUGCAUGGGUGGGGUGCAGGAUGAUGGUUAUGGGCCGGAUGCGAUUGGACAACGAGUGUGUCGCUUUUCCCACGUCUGCUGGGCAAGAGGACAGCUUAUCUACUUCAAGGACCCACAGACAGUGAAUUUCUCUAGUGUUGAUCUCAGCUUUCUGGACGCACCUUCCUUUGGCGACAAUUUUGGACACUUUAUCAUGGACAAUGUGGUAUCAAUCAUGCAAGCAGCCAGCGCUUUUGGACAUGAGAGCUUGAUUGAUUCUCAGGUCUUGCUUCUCAGCAAGUGCAGACUGCCUGGUUCGUUGGAUGGAACAUCGCGUGCUGGAAAUUGUAGGAAGAAUUAUAACGAGCUCAUGCGUGUUUUCUUUCAUCGUCCUGUGCUGCAUCUCGAUGAAUUAUCGUCUUCCAAUGGCAUCUGCUUCCGCAAUCUGAUCGCAGGUCAUGCUUCAGCGUUUUCUCUGCGCUUCCAGUAUCCAAGAUCUUCCGUCCUCCGAGUUUUCCGAGACUACACGUAUCGCCAGCUCGGGCUCAAACUUCCUCAGCUGGAAACAAAGGAGGCGGGCGCGUGGCGCGUGCCAUCUCUGCUGGCUUGCUACAAGGUGGCUCGAGGAGCCAUGAAUCCUCCUCACUGGCCGAGUGCUUGCGAGGAUGUCCGUGUUAUCUUGGCACAGUUUUCCACGCCCAUCGACUCUACCUGCAUAAAUCCUGCAUCCCUCCCGCUGACUGGACAGGUUCAAGCAGUCAAGCAGGCAACCACGAUCCUCAGUGAGCACGGAACAGUCUCGUAUGUAGCCCUCUUUGCUCGUGACGGACUACCGCUUGUCGUCGUCGGGAAGCCUCCCAUGAAAGAAGCACACGUUCUGCUGCAGAUGACUCACGUGUAUACAGUGUAUGUCGAUGUUGCGGAAGGACAGGAGGGGAUCAAGGCAGCUCUCCUCGUUGUCCUCAAAGUUGGUCGUCCGACUUGA